Messenger RNA from Recurvomyces mirabilis, 294 nucleotides. RefSeq lists its product as uncharacterized. Gene Ontology annotation, molecular function: carbon-oxygen lyase activity, acting on phosphates. The coding region runs from base 1 to 294 and encodes 97 amino acids. The transcript has a single exon. NCBI's taxonomy places the organism in Eukaryota, Fungi, Ascomycota, Dothideomycetes, Mycosphaerellales, Teratosphaeriaceae. The record is from RefSeq and is a predicted model, not a curated record.
AUGCUCACGGCCACUAUACAGUUCUUCAAUGGCUGUCUGUUAGAGAACAGACCCGCAGAGUGCUUUCGCAUCAUUCCCGGAGCUGUCGAGUUUCCACAGUACUUCAGGCUCAAGACAGGGUAUGCGGCGCCGUACGCUCACUUCGUAUUCCGGGAGAACAUUUACCCAGAAGACGAAUUCCUCCCAAUAUACCAACCAAUCAUGCCCCAUCUCGUGGACUUCAUCAACCUCACGAAUGACCUCAUGUCAUUCUACAAGGAAAGCAUACUAUCUGACGAGCGAUUCUUCCUGUAG